This is a messenger RNA of Salvelinus fontinalis (brook trout), 3885 nucleotides long. RefSeq names its product CLOCK-interacting pacemaker-like. Lineage: Eukaryota; Metazoa; Chordata; Actinopteri; Salmoniformes; Salmonidae. The coding region runs from base 414 to 2018 and encodes 534 amino acids. The transcript has 4 exons. Gene Ontology annotation, cellular component: nucleus. Gene Ontology annotation, biological process: negative regulation of circadian rhythm; negative regulation of DNA-templated transcription. The record is from RefSeq and is a predicted model, not a curated record.
GGCAUCACCACUAGGCUAUUACUAUUCAGAUUAGGAGGAGGGUCUAUGCGUAAUGAACAUCAUCAUGGACGCUUUUUGUACAGCUCGGACGGAAUAUUGAACAGACAGGGCGUAUAGGUACAUUGCUAGUUACAAUGUAUCGACUCGAGAACUCAGCGACAACAUUAACGGGUGUUUGAAAUACUUUUACAUUGUUAUUCUGGAUGAGGAUGCCCUACCGAGCAGGAGGUAAAACAUUUUUCUACAGGAUGGUACCCUAGCUAGGACUUGAAACUUGAGGAAAAUAGUUAUCUACAUGAUUCAAAGAUGCUUUGGUUGGUAUCUGCCUAUAGACUGAACGCUUGUCAGGUCCUAGGGCGGGGAGGUUGACAAGGCAGAAGGUUUAAGGACAAGGACAGAAUAAAUGGUCCGUGAUGCCAAAGGAGCAGGCACAUUUUGGGGAGCGGCCCGAGCGCGUACCCCAGGGCACCUCUAAGAAUGCCAAGGAUAAGAGUAACAGUGCCACUCUGCGGGCAUCCCAGUGUGGCACUCACAGAGACCAGGAGGGUAGGAGAAUUGGCAUGAACGGGAGGAUGUCCCGGUCUGACUCGGAGAAGGACUCAGAGAAAGACUCGGGAUACUCUGAGACUGGUUCGGACUCGGUGCAGAAUGAUCUGGAUGACCAGCGUAGCAGCGUAAGUGAGGCCUACCGAGCCCACAGCAGUAGCAGCUCCCUGGGCCACAACAUGCCCCUGUUUGAGGAGCAAAACCCCAUCUACGUCAUCAAGAACCUGGUGGUUAAACCGUUUGGACCAGAGCAACUACUGCACAGAACCCUGGCAUGGGGGGGAGGAUGGGACAGUCUGUCUGGUUCCAAGGCCCCCACCCAGCUCCUACUCAUCCAAAAACCAGGGGUACCCUCCCCCGUCCCUGCCCCCAACAAUCUGCCUGAUCCACAGGGCCAGUCCAAGAAAGGGGGCAGUAGAAGCAACAAGAACCAUAACAGCAAGAACUCGUACCUCCCCAUCCUCAACUCCUACCCCCGCAUUGCCCCCCACCCGAGGAAGGAAGGCUCAGAGCAGAGCAGAGAGGGUGCAGGGGAUGUGAAGGAGAGAAGCAUAGAGGGCCAGAGCCGGAGCAAGAGGGUGUGUACGGAGGACAAGAGAGAAGCAGCCACUCAUCUUCGACCACAGCAGCACCAACACCACCAGCAAGAGAGCAGAACCCAAUCCCAUUACAAAGUCAGCAGCAGCCGAAGCUCCUCAUCCCACCUCCCUCACCAUUCCAUGGGUGGCCCUGCCUCCUUCACCCAGCAGGGAUCUCACUACUGCCACCAACAUGCCAAACCCAGCCCCUCUCCCUCCCACUCCAAUAGUUUUGGCUCCCCAUCCGUCAUCAGCUCCCAAACAUCCUCGUCCUCCUCGUCCUCCGCCGACAGCUGGGCCCCACAGGCCUCGGUAGACCUGUCCGACUGCUUGUCUGACUGCUCGUUGGUGCGUCAGCGGCGCUUCUUCAACACGGCAGAGAUCCUGAGCCAAUCAGGCCUGCUGGCCAUCACGCUGCGCACCAAGGAGCUGCUGCGCCAGAAUGCCGCCACCGAGAAAGAGCUGGCCCAGCUCCGCCAGCACGCACAGCUACUCUGCUUGGCGGCCCAGACCGGCCAAGAGACCACCCAGCAAGGACCUAAGGAAGAUCCCAGCCCCAUGGACAAGCUGUUCCAAGCCAUGUCCCAGUCGAGACGCUACCCGAGCCUCGACUGGACCUACUUCAAUGCCAACAGCAACAACCAUCCUGAGAAAGGAGACGAGGCUGAGAAAGACAGCAGGGACAGUAAUAAUAACGACAAGCAUAGCCCGUCUCAGAACCCGGUGGCGGCGGCGCCCCUGAGUAACCAUGACGAUGUCACUUCCCCUCCGUCGCCAAUUUUCGCCCUGUCUCCUGACCCAGAGGACUGUCCCGAUGUUCUCGCCAGCCUGCUCUCCAUCUCUCCCAUCUCCCCAUUCCCAAGGGCGGGGCCAGAGACAUGGGGGCAGCGCUAAGCACCUGUGUGACCUCACCAUGCCCCCGGAUAGCUCCACCCACCGGGCCUAUUUACUCUAACUCUUAUGGGGAGGGGCUUUCAUGGGGGACGUUUUGACAAAGGAGCAUGUAGGAGGAGAAGCUAAGGAGAGAGGGGAAUGCACCGAACUGUGCAAAACUGUUAAUACCCGGUCUAAACUGUAUUACAUCUGAUGAACUCUUUUUUUGUUGUUUUUUUACUGUUGACUCUACUAGCACACUUAAAUAAUUAUCACAAUAUUGUUUAUUUUAUUGAUCUAAUUAGCCAGGGUAUUUCAAUAAUGAGAAAAUACAAAUAUGCUUCUUAGGGGACGUUGUAAACAAACAUGAGGGUCCAUGAAUGGAUUAUCCAAUUCUGUACAUCAAGUUCCAGCACAUCUAUCAUUAAAUGUAUGGAAUAUAAUUAUUCUGCUCGGGCCCUUCUUAAACAUAGAAAGGUUCCCUCGGUUGUAGUUUGCUUAAAACCCUUGGUAAAACGAUAACAGCACACUAGGAUACUCGUGGCGGACAAGCUUUUCAACAUAAUGGGAAAAUGAACACAGACCAUCCCAUGAACCUUUUGCUCAGGCUUUCAGAUGCUCCUUCACCUCUUCAGUGUCGCUGACAGUGUGAAAGGGGACUUUGACCUCCACCGACCGUAGGGGUAGUCUCCCAUGAACCCCCUCGUGCCAUGGUCAGUGCUACUGUGCUCUCUGGACAUUUUGAGGGUUAAAGCCAUUCUCAGAAUAAAGAAUGGCAUGCAUGUAGCCUAGUAUAUUGCAGCUCUGAAGUGCUUUAUAUAUUGUGGGUCAUGUUCUCUCUUUGUUCAGUCAUAUUAUCAGCCAGCACUUGUUGUAGAAAGUUUUGGAUGUGCAUAUUUUGCACGCUUCAUUGAUACCAAGGACAUGGGAUGGGAAGAGAUUCUCUGGUGCAACAUGACUAGAGUCAGAUAUCAUGGAGACAGACACUGUACUAGAAGCACAUUGGUCAUAAUAUCCUGAUUGAAAGGUAGUUAGGCUAUACAGUAGUCAGACUAUUUUGAUGUGCAUGGCACUGGGAUAUCACUGGCUAUUUCUGUAUAAUUUGGUAUGCUCCUUCGAUCCUAUUUGUAAGUGUGUCACCUAAAAUGCAGUAUGAUUGGAUUAUGGUAUUGUGGGUAUGGGCACGGACAUGUAAUAUAUGUUUGUCUGCAGCUUUAUGGUGGAUUAAAGGGGAAAUCUGCAUUUCAAACAACAAAGUUUUUGCCCCGUCGCUCGUUUGGUAAAAAGCUGAGGGACGGGGCUAAAGAAAUGUAACCACUCUCAAAUGAAUAGACAUAGCUAUGGAUGCAAGGACUGAACAUCAUUGAGAUUAACAUUAUAGUUUUAACCAUGUUUUGAGGCUAUAAGUGUUUUUUUCUUUUACAAUUAUAUGGUUUACAAACAACAGAUUAUAAAAAGGUUAUUUUCAGUUCAGAUGGGAUACUAGAGUUGAAGUUCAUGAGGCAUUUACACUGUGUACAAAACAUUAAGAACGACUUCCUAAUAUUGAGUUGCACUUUCAUUUGAAUUCACCUGGUCAGUCGGUCAUGGAAUAUUAUAUUAGUCAAGAAUCAAUAGCAUCAUUCAUUGGAAAGUCAAAUGUACGUAGCAAUUGCAGCUUGUACAGUUGUGAAAUUUGACUGGUUCUAUGAAAACACAAAAACUAUAGGACUUCAGUUAUUGUAGAUAGAAUUAGAAGUGAAUUUGAAGAUUAUAUAAAAUGUAUACAGUUGUGUCAAACCAAGUGUUGUUCCCUCCUGCUUCAGGCGCCUGAACACAUAGGCAUUAAGAUGAUGUAAUAAAGAGCUCCAAUUCAUUCAAUAAAUACAAAUGACUUCAAGUUCAUUUA